GCGGGCGGCGGCACGUCGCUUACAUGGCGCGGCGCUGAGGGACCCGCCGGCGGCACACCGCCACCACGACCUGGAGGAGGAGGCGCCGCCAGCCCUGCCCUGCCCCGGACUUAAAAUGGCAGGAGAAGAUUCCUAUAUUAUGGGAGUAUCUGAUCCCCAAAUGUUUGCAAUGGAUCAGUUCAUUGGAAUGAAUGCAUUAUUUAAUAGUACAAAUUACAUCACUUCAGACUUACCAAUGCGAACAGCAGAUGGACCAUAUCUUCAAAUCAUAGAACAGCCAAAACAGAGGGGGUUUCGUUUUCGAUACGUGUGCGAAGGACCUUCACACGGUGGACUUCCUGGUGCUUCUAGUGAAAAGAACAAAAAAUCUUACCCUCAGGUCAAAAUCUGCAAUUAUGUUGGACCUGCAAAAGUAAUUGUCCAGUUAGUAACUAAUGGGAAAUACGUCCACUUACAUGCUCACAGCUUGGUGGGUAAAUUUUGUGAAGAUGGAGUGUGCACAGUUAAUGCAGGACCUAAAGAUAUGGUUGUAGGGUUUGCAAAUCUUGGAAUACUUCAUGUCACGAAGAAGAAAGUGUUUGAAACUCUGGAAACACGCAUGAUAGAUGCUUGCAAGAAGGGGUACAACCCGGGACUCCUGGUGCAUCCUGAACUCGGCUACCUGCAGGCAGAAGGAUGUGGAGACAGACAGCUAACUGAACGAGAGAGAGAAAUUAUCCGCCAGGCAGCGAUACAGCAGACUAAAGAAAUGGAUCUCAGUGUCGUGCGUCUCAUGUUUACAGCCUUUCUUCCUGACAGUAAUGGCAGUUUCACACGAAAACUUGAUCCCGUUAUAUCAGAUGCAAUAUAUGACAGCAAAGCUCCCAAUGCCUCCAACUUAAAAAUUGUAAGAAUGGACAGAACAGCAGGGUGUGUGACAGGAGGGGAAGAGAUUUACCUUCUCUGUGACAAGGUUCAGAAAGAUGAUAUUCAAAUACGUUUCUAUGAAGAGGAUGAGAAUGGUGGUAUGUGGGAAGGCUUUGGAGAUUUUUCUCCUACAGAUGUACAUAGACAGUUUGCUAUCGUGUUCAAAACCCCCAAGUAUCGCGAUGUCAAUAUCACAAAGCCGGCGUCUGUGUUUGUACAACUGCGGAGGAAAUCGGAUCUGGAAACAAGCGAACCAAAGCCUUUCCUCUACUACCCGGAAAUUAAAGAUAAAGAAGAAGUGCAAAGGAAACGACAGAAGCUCAUGCCUAACUUCUCUGAUGGCUAUGGUGGAGGCAGUGGCACCGGAGGUGGUGGCAUGUAUGGAGGGGGAGGUGGCGGUGCUGGCUCUGGUUUCAGUUAUCCUUCAUAUGGAUACUCUGCUUUUGGAGGGAUGCACUUCCACCCUGGCACAACAAAGUCGAAUGCUGGAAUGAAACAUGGACUAUCAAAUAGCACAGCUGAACAAACCAGGAAGAGCUCUGAUAAACAAAGUGACAAAUGGGACAUGAAACAUGAUGUGAAGGUGGAAACUGUGGAGAGGACUGCAUGCAGAAUGUCUGCUGAUAAUGAGGAGAAGGAGGAUGCUGCUUCUUCCUGUAAAACUGAAGUAAAUGAAGCAGAUUUCAGGUGGCAGGAUUCUCUGUUCCUGGAGAAGGCCAUGCAGCUUGCCAAGCGUCACUGCAACGCUCUCUUUGAUUAUGCUGUGACUGGAGAUGUGAAGAUGCUGUUGUCUGCUCAGCGCCAUCUCACCGCUGUCCAGGAUGAUAAUGGAGACAAUGUCCUUCAUUUAGCAAUUAUCCACCUUCAUAGUGAGCUGGUGAAAAACCUCUUGGAAGUGAUGCCGGAUUUGAAUUAUGAUGACAUCAUUAACAUGAGAAAUGACCUCUAUCAGACCCCCUUGCACCUGGCAGUAAUCACAAAGCAGGCAGAGGUGGUAGAAGACUUGCUGAGGGCUGGAGCAGAUGUCAGCCUCCUGGAUCGCCAUGGUAAUUCUGUCUUACAUUUAGCUGCUACUGAAGGAGACGACAAGAUCUUGAGUCUGCUCCUCAAGCAUGAGAAGAUAUCUCCGAUGGUCAACCUUUCCAAUGGUGAAGGUCUCUGUGCAAUUCACAUGGUGGUGAUGGCAAACAGUAUGUCCUGCCUCAAACAGCUGAUUGCUGCUGGAGUUAAUGUCAAUUCUCAGGAACAAAAAUCUGGACGAACUGCAUUGCAUUUGGCUGUUGAACAAGAGAACAUCCCUUUGGCAGGCUACCUUUUGCUUGAGGGUGAUGCAGAUGUGGACAGCACUACAUAUGAUGGGACAACUCCACUUCACAUAGCAGCUGGAAGGGGCUCUGCAAAACUGACAGCAGUUCUCAAAGCAGCAGGUGCAAAUCCUCACAUUGAGAACUUUGAGCCAUUGUUUGAUCUAGAUGAUGUGAAAGAUGCUGAAGAUGAUGAUGAAGGGAUUGUGCCUGGAACAACACCACUGGAUAUGGCAGCCAGCUGUGAGGUGUAUGACAUAUUAAAUGGGAAACCCUACCAGUCAACAGAGGUUUUGGAGGACUUGCUGACACGAGGAAACUUGAGAGAGCUGAAUGAAAGUUCCAAGAUGCAGCUUUACAAACUGUUGGAAUUGCCUGAUCCUACCAAAAACUGGUCCACUCUAGCACAAAAACUGGGUCUUGGCAUACUUAAUAAUGCCUUCAGGUUGAGCCCUUCUCCAUCGAAAACUCUGCUAGAUAACUAUGAGGUCUCUGGUGGUACAGUUCAGGAGUUGAUCGCUGCUUUGAGACAGAUGAAUCACACAGAAGCCAUUGAAGUAAUUCAGGAAGCACUAUCCAUCUCACACAGCCCAUCUCACCUGGAGAAGAGUACAGCAAAAGCUCUUCCGUCGUCAUCACCACUCACCUUUGCAAAUGGAGAGACAGGUGAGCUUUAUAACAGCAAAUUUCAAGACAACGAAAGCACGUGUGACAGUGGUGUGGAGACCUCGUUCCGCAAACUGAGUUUUACUUAUUCAGACUCUCUGAACAGCAAGUCAUCACUAACACUGAGCAAAAUGGCCCUGGGCUACAGACAUGAAAGUUCAGUCCAAAGCAAUUAUAUAGCCGAAUAGUAAUGUUUAAUUAGCAAUAUGCAGUUACAGGAACAAAUGCAACAUUAAAAAUUAUAUCAGUGUCGUCCUGGUCAGAGGGAAGUGAAUUCACAGCCAAAAGUGCACUGGAAGAAUCCCACCCGAACCAGAAGCAAUGGCAGCUUCAGCAUGCAACUCCUAGACACUGCUUCCUUCCUCAAGUACAUUUAAUUUUACUCAUUUACAAGCCAUAUACAAUAACCAGGGCUCUACUGCCACAUUAAUACACAGGACUGGACGCUGUGAAAGACCGACUGAGCUUUUCUGGGUUGUGAGGAUUUUCUUUUACAGAUGAAAGUCACUCCUUAAAGCAUAAUACGAACUCAAAAAAGAGGUAAGGCACACAGAGCAAUCAAAGGAUACAGUUUCUAGCUCGUCUCUUCAUAAUUUUUGCAGCACAGUUGCACGAAAAAAGCUCCUAAUAUAGCUGGCAAAGAAAAAUCAUUAAUCAUAACAGUGACAAUUCAGAGAAAAAAGAAAAUCCUAAAAAAAGAAUCUUGUAUAUUUCAAAUAAUGUAUUUAAAUUUCACUUUGGUGCCUCUUAUUCAAAAUCUUUUUCCAGUUUGGCAUUUUCCUACUUGUAAAUAGUUUUUUUAUAUCUGUUCCUGUUUGAAAAAGUGGGCUUUUUAAAUGCUUAUUUUUAUUUUACUUUUAUAAUAAAACCCUAAAAUUAAUUCUCUUGUCUAUGCUUGCUGUGAUUUUUACAUAUCUUUCAAGUAGAGUUAUUGAAGAUUUAGCAUUUCAGUUUUAGUCACUGAUAGAAGAGCAUGCUGAUUUCCAAAUACUAAAAUAAAUAAAGGGUUGCAAG
Messenger RNA from Neopelma chrysocephalum (saffron-crested tyrant-manakin), 3890 nucleotides. RefSeq names its product nuclear factor kappa B subunit 1 (gene NFKB1). Gene Ontology annotation, cellular component: cytoplasm. Bases 116 to 3064 code for a protein of 982 amino acids. NCBI's taxonomy places the organism in Eukaryota, Metazoa, Chordata, Aves, Passeriformes, Pipridae. Gene Ontology annotation, molecular function: DNA-binding transcription factor activity, RNA polymerase II-specific; RNA polymerase II cis-regulatory region sequence-specific DNA binding; protein binding. The record is from RefSeq and is a predicted model, not a curated record. Gene Ontology annotation, biological process: non-canonical NF-kappaB signal transduction; response to cytokine; innate immune response. The transcript is spliced from 24 exons.